Cooperia oncophora is the source of this 414-nucleotide messenger RNA. Lineage: Eukaryota; Metazoa; Nematoda; Chromadorea; Rhabditida; Trichostrongylidae. The record is from the annotation of a GenBank genome assembly.
AUGAAUAAGACAUUUUUCCUGACGAUGGUGCGAACGAUGGAAUCAAACAAGUACUUCCUCGGAAAGGAUCGUGUUUACGUUGGCUCGUUGGUGAUGGUGGUGCUUCAGGAGAAGAUGGGCUACUGUACGGAGAUGUUGAAGCAGCUGUUACGUGAACUGAUUGAUCGAACGGUGGAGAAGAAGUUUCAGCCGAAAAUCCUCUUCCGACGUAGUGAAAGUGUGGCCGAGCGUAUGCUGGCGGCAUGGUUCACCUUCCUUAUGCACGACUAUUUGAGGAAUUACGCCGGCAAACGUCUCUAUGACCUGUAUUGGGGCAUUAAGCAACAGAUGGAAAAGGGACCACAAGACGCGAUAACACUUGAAGCUCGGUGGGUUUCAGUAUUAUUUGAAUGUCGUGGAACUUAUAAAACUUAA